Messenger RNA from Electrophorus electricus (electric eel), 1877 nucleotides. It is a transcript of the gene rae1, whose product is annotated as ribonucleic acid export 1. Gene Ontology annotation, molecular function: protein binding. The record is from RefSeq and is a predicted model, not a curated record. NCBI's taxonomy places the organism in Eukaryota, Metazoa, Chordata, Actinopteri, Gymnotiformes, Gymnotidae.
AUAUUUCGAGAGAAAAAAAUAAAAAGUGUUUGUACUUAUGGCGCAUCACAAAUCUUGACUCGGCGUCGAUUUUAGGGGAGUUGUUCCGACUUUGCACGUUGUCUGUCCUUAACCUGCGAUGAGUUUGUUCGGGUCGAGCUCUGGCUUUGGGUCCGGAGGCACAGGUGUUUUUGGCAGCACUACAACAGAUAGUCAUAACCCAAUGAAGGAUGUAGAGGUUACAUCCCCACCGGAUGAUAGCAUAAGCUGUUUGGCCUUUAGCCCUCCACCAAUGCCUGGAAACUUUCUGAUUGGAGGCUCUUGGGCAAAUGAUGUACGAUGCUGGGAGGUGCAAGAUAAUGGACAGACUGUGCCUAAAGCUCAGCAGAUGCACACAGGCCCAGUGCUUGAUGUCUGCUGGAGUGAUGAUGGAAGCAAGGUCUUCACAGCCUCAUGUGACAAAACCGCCAAGAUGUGGGAUCUGAACAGCAACCAGGCAAUGCAAAUAGCACAACAUGAAGGCCCGAUAAGGACAAUCCACUGGAUUAAAGCCCCAAACUACAGCUGUGUCAUGACAGGAAGCUGGGACAAAACACUGAAGUUCUGGGACACACGCUCCUCAAAUCCUAUGAUGUCCCUGCAGAUGCCCGAGAGAUGUUACUGUGCUGAUGUGGUGUAUCCAAUGGCUGUUGUGGCCACUGCAGAGCGAGGCCUAAUUGUGUACCAGUUGGAGAAUCAGCCAUCAGAGUUUCGCCGUAUAGAUUCACCUUUGAAACAUCAGCACCGCUGUGUGGCCAUCUUUAAGGACAAACAGAAUAAACCCACAGGCUUUGCACUAGGCAGCAUUGAGGGGCGGGUGGCUAUUCAUUACAUCAACCCACCCAACCCAGCCAAGGAUAACUUCACCUUCAAGUGCCACAGAUCCAAUGGAACCAACACUGCCACACCCCAAGACAUUUAUGCUGUCAAUGCCAUUGCCUUCCACCCAGUCCAUGGCACCCUGGCCACGGUGGGCUCGGACGGGCGCUUCAGCUUCUGGGAUAAGGAUGCGCGAACCAAGCUGAAGACAUCAGAGCAGCUUGACCAGCCAAUUACAGCAUGCUGCUUUAACCACAAUGGCAACAUCUUUGCCUACAGCUCCAGCUAUGAUUGGUCCAAGGGGCAUGAGUACUACAAUCCCCAGAAGAAAAACUACAUCUUCCUGCGGAAUGCGGCUGAGGAGCUCAAGCCUCGGAACAAGAAAUGGUGAGAGUGGGAUUUCCGUUACCAUGGAGAUGGUGUCUGUCGCCAGACAGGGCUGCCCUCCUUCAUUGUGCUGACUCCUCUUUCUGUGCCGUUUUGGCACUGUCCAUCCUAGCAUCCCAGGAUGCUUUUGUUGAAUUGCUUGAAGAGCUUUUGGUGAAUUGCUUGAAGAGCUUAAAGGCUACAGGUUGUGUGUUUGACUGUCAGUAGUUGGAUGCCAAGCUCAGAUGAGAGCUGGUUUGUGCUGUGAAUGGGUUUUCUGAUCAGUUGUUUUUACUGGCAAAGUUGUUAUAUUUGAGCAGUCUUAACUUUUACUGAUCCAGUUACUAUUGGCAUCCACAGUUCAUCCCUGUUUGCAUUUAAUUGCUGACAUUUUUAAUUUUUUGAACAUCAGCAUGCUUAGUAAGAGUUAAUUCUUUAUCCAUUAGAAUCAGUUGUACAUGCAACUUAACAGUGAAGCUUUUUUCCUUAAAUAAUCUGAUCAAAUAUGGAACUUUUAAGAAACAAAUGGCAGAAAAAAAUGAUUUCUUAGACAUUGUUAAUUGUUUUGUUGGCACUACUGAAGUGUAUGUUUGUUUUGGGGGACAGGGGGAGAAAACAAUAAACGUGAUUUUAAAAGAAAAAGUGCCCCAAUGACUGACCACCACCCCUCCUGU